UAUAAAAGGCUGCGUUAGCCAUAGCUAAGCUUUAGUUAUCGGUUGUCAGAAAAAAAUAGUCAAAUUAAAUUGGAUAAUUAGAAGAAUUAAGUACAAUGAAAGGAUCAUCGAUCUACUUUGUUGCAGCAAGUCUCUUCUUGAUCGUCCUUGGACUUCCAACCGAAACUGAAGCAAUCUACAACAACUUUUGUCGCCUAUUUCCCGAUGGAACAAAAUUCGCCAGUCCAAAAUCAUGUGACUCCUACGUAACCUGUACCAAUUCCACAGAAGUCACAACAAAAUGUUCCAAAAAUCAAAUAUUUAGUGUUGAAUCAAAAAAAUGUGUUACAUCAAAAACUGGUUGCCCUGAUCCAUGUGCACCUGAUAUUGAUAAUUAUUGGGUAGCUGAUCCAAAAUCAUGUAGUGGAUAUUAUUAUUGUCAAAAUGGAACUGGACUUCUUGGUAACUGUGCAUUGGGUCAACAUUUCAAUGAACUUGAUCAAGAAUGCAUUUAUUCGGAAAAAUCAAAAUGUAAAGGUGACAGCUACUGUCAAAUUGUUCCGAAUGGUAUUAUGUUUAAAGAUGAAAAAAAUUGUGAAAAAUAUCAAAUUUGUGAGAAAAGUAAACUUAAAUCGAAGAGUUGCCCGAAAGGACAGUGGUUCGAUCGAGAUACUGGCAAAUGUGCAGCUAAGGCAACUGUCAAAAGUUGUAAUAGUUUACCGCAAAAAGUUUGCGUAAGUGGUUGGAAAACUGAGAAAAAUAAGGCCGUUAAAGAUAAGGCCACUUGCAGGGGUUAUUAUUGGUGUGCGGAUAAGGGCAAGCAAGCUGAUGAAAAUCCUGAAUGGCAUCAAUGCAAAGAAGGAGAAUUUUUUAAUUAUAAAAAACAAUCUUGUAUGCAUCCGUUGAAUGUUGAUUGCGAAGAAGAUCGUUGUGAUGGACGUGGUAAUUUGUUUGUGAACAGCGAUACCAGUUGCCAACAUUAUUUGGUUUGCAAAGAUGGUAUGACAGUUGCUGAAAGGAAGUGCGCUGAUGAGAUGUUCUAUGAUGAAAAGAGACAAGCAUGUACAACAGAGGUUAUUGAAUAUGACAUUUGUACUUAGAAAUUGAAGAAAAAUAAAAAUUAAA
This is a messenger RNA of Episyrphus balteatus (marmalade hoverfly), 1104 nucleotides long. RefSeq names its product peritrophin-44-like. The coding region runs from base 96 to 1079 and encodes 327 amino acids. Gene Ontology annotation, molecular function: chitin binding. The transcript has 2 exons. Gene Ontology annotation, cellular component: extracellular region. Lineage: Eukaryota; Metazoa; Arthropoda; Insecta; Diptera; Syrphidae. The record is from RefSeq and is a predicted model, not a curated record.